UCCUCGUCGCAGUGCGAUACGGUCGAUAGAAGCGAGCCACGUAGAGCACAGCCACGGUGGUUGCAGCAAAUUGCAGUAACGAACGCGACGUCAGCGCGUGGUGUACGAGAAUCAUCCCUUGCGCCACGGUUCACUUUACUCGUCUGCGCUUCUGCCUACUCGAUCUUCGGGAUCGAGCUCGUUCAUUCCGCUCGUGGAUGCGGAUGAAGCCGCGACUAUGUGAGCGAAAUUAUAGUGAAUUACGGAGCAUCUUUAGGAUAUUCGUCGAGUUUACCGCCGUAUUACCUCAUUGUGUGUCGGUGCAAAAUAAUUUUCGCACGGAAAUUACGUCCGUAUAAUCUAUAUGCGGUUGUGUUUGUCGUUCUAUACGAAGAUUUAUGCAAGUACAGCUAUUGGCCGCAAGUUCGUGCAGAAACCUCUGACAGUUCUGCUCUUCUCUUUCCAAUCGACCUUCUCCAUUGUCUCGUAAACAUAACAGCUGUUGAAAGACUUUACGCAUUUACACGAAUUUCUAAGGCUGAUUAUCCGCGAACCCGGAAACCAAAGGUAUUCACGGUGCAGUUGAAGGAUUCCUAACAAGUCCGUGGACAAAACGGCGAGGAAAUCGGAAACGACCGAUUUGUCAUAGUCAUGUGAAUCUUUUUGCGCCUGCAAGUCAGACAGUUGCGAAAUUACGGCUGAAAGAUUUUGCACAGAUCGUUCAUCGAUCACUCCAGAAGUUUCCGACACGGGGCUGUGACACAACCGUAUCACAAACCUGUGGCAAAAAUAACGCGAAAAACUCGUUGAAAAAGUACGAAGGUAUACAAACAAGUACGCUUGAACGAACACCAGUCAACUAUAAAGUCUCGUGCAAACAGGAGCGAAGCGUCACCAUUCGCCGUGACAUUGGACGCAGCUCCGAAAACUGUUUACGUAUCAGACAUCGGCAUCGACACCAAGAUAUUUCAUCGCGCUCACGUCGCGGGAUUCUAAAUCGUGACAUGAGUAACUGCCAGCCUUGAGGACAGACACGACCUUUCCUCACUCUCAAUUGUCGGUCGCUGAAUGAUAAAUUUAUCGUGGCGCACUAAAAGGUCUCAAUAACAUAUUUGCCAGACGUAUUUGUCGAUCGGUGGGAUAAUGCCGGCUAUCUCGAAACUUCGGAAUUCAUCAACCGUCAGAUAUCAUCAGGGUAUCUUCGAGUCAACGUGAGGGGAACACGUGCGUGGACUGUGAAGUGCAACUUGAGAGUGGAAAGGCUGACGUGGACGCCGGUGAAGUAUCGAUCGACCUGCAUCUUGAAGAGGAUGCUCCCUUCGGUCUCGUAGGAGCAGAGCUCACGUCGCAGUCACGUGUCGCGGGGGACGCGAGAGCGGACGCAGACGCGAGGACAGAGGGACGGGAAGAGGCGCGAAGGGAAAGCGAGGGAGAUAGAGAAAACGUCGUUCAGCGGGCGACGUCGUCAUGGAAAAUCGAUUCGCCGCCGACCACCACCCCGCUACAACCACCCGCCGCAGUGCAAUGACCUCCAAACCGGGAAGAUCCUACAGCGUGAGGUCUCCGCGAAUCGGAGGUCCUCUUUCGCAGUCGCUUGCUAUGAUACCUCCGACUAUGCACGGGCACGAGUUUAAUCAACCCCUGUCGAGGGUGGUUAUGGUCCGUAAAACGGAUCAAAGGACUUUCAGCAAGGGUAGACGAGGUGGUGAACCUCUUCUAGAGACCGUUACCAGAGAAACCGUUGAACUUUUCAACGGCGGCCGAGCAGAGAGGAAAUAUACCUCGGAAACAAGGGACAUCGUUACACCAAAAUCCAACAGUAUGCCGUCGCUCAACGUGCAAGGAACGAAAAAGAAGGUGGUCGGUUUUGUCGAUCAAGUGUCGCCCGACAGGUCGAGGACAGAUUCAGUAAGGUCGAAGUCUCCGUUGACGGCAUCGCCGGCGUCGCCAGGACCGUUGUCGAAUUCUUUGCAUGGUAGUUUCCAUGGCAGUCUAGGAAGCGAUGGCAUGAGCAGCGUCCCGUCCUGCAGCAGCGCCAGGUCCUCAUCGGCGUCUCCUGAUUCCGCGAGAUAUUCGUCCUCACAGAUAACAAAGACUGACACGCGUAAACCAUCUGUGCGCAGAUCGGGGCCUCCGAAGGAAUUCAUCAACGUCUGCCUCGAUACGCACAAUUUCUACCGAUCGCGGCAUGGAGCACCGCCAUUACGACUCAGCAAGCAGCUGUGCAAGACAAGUCAAGACUGGGCCAACAUAUUGGCAGCUAGGGGUAGAUUAGAACACAGGGCGAACAUUGAUUAUGGAGAGAAUCUCUAUUGUAUGUGGAGCUCAAAUCCAAAGACUGUCGUCGGCGGCGAAGAGCCGGUGAAUGAAUGGUACGCUGAGGAAGCUCAGCACCAGUACGGAAAGGAGCCGACAACACUGAAGACUGGUCAUUUCACGCAAGUAAUCUGGAGGGACAGCACCGAGCUGGGAGUGGGAAUGGCCAGAAAUCGAAACGGAGAGGUCUACGUUGUGUGCAACUAUAAUCCCGCUGGGAAUUUUCUAGGCAGUUUCACGGAGAACGUUCUGCCACCUGUAGAUGCUAGUCCGACAAAGCGAAUUAAUUUUACCGAUCUAAAGCAACAGUAUAUGAUGGACGAGCAGGCGUGGCAGCAAGAGGCGCUGUUAGUUCACAAUGAGUACAGGAGGAGACACCGUGUACCGGACUUGAGGCUGAGUCCGGAACUAACAGCCGCUGCCAAGGCUUGGGCGAACACAUUGCUGAACACAAAUAAAUUAAUACCUCAGUCGUCGUCACCGUACGGCGAAAAUAUUUAUUCAAUGCAAUGUUCCGAUCCCAAAUUGAUCGUGUCUGCGCGCGAAGUCGUUUCGAAGUGGUAUUCCGAGAAAAAAGAGCACAAAUUUGGCAUCGAGCCGAAAGUUCUCAACACAUGCCACUUUACACAAGUUGUCUGGAAAAGCACGUCCGAAAUGGGUAUUGCUAUGGCCAAACGGGACGGCACGUGUGUGAUAGUGGCAUGUUAUCAUCCGAGGGGUAACAUAGUCGGUCAGUUCACCGAGAACGUGCUGAAGCCUGUGAAGAGCGCCUGUUAGCUGGCUAACUAGACUCAUUCUUGUCGAUAAUGUUUUUAAACUCUGUAUUUAUAUAUCGUGCAGAUAAAGAAUGUUAUACGUAAUAUAUGUAAUGUAUAUACGACAAUUGUGCAUAGAAUAAACAUUCCACACAUACACUUAUUUAU
Linepithema humile (Argentine ant) is the source of this 3218-nucleotide messenger RNA. RefSeq lists its product as uncharacterized. The record is from RefSeq and is a predicted model, not a curated record. Gene Ontology annotation, cellular component: extracellular region. Lineage: Eukaryota; Metazoa; Arthropoda; Insecta; Hymenoptera; Formicidae.